AUUUCAGUUGCUAACUGAACAGGCAAGGAAAACCAAAAUGUCCUCUCUACUGCAGGAUAAGCUGUAUGAACUUUACAUGCAAGCGCCUUCCCCUAGCAAAGACUUUCAUCACUUGACGGUUACAAAAAAUGAGGUUAUCUGGAAAUCAUGGAGAAUCUCUUUUCGACCUAAUCAAGAAAGGAAUUGCCCAAGAGAAAUAAAGAAACUCCAUAAAGAUUUUGUCAUGGAUGAUCAAUUACACAAACAACUACGAAGUAUCUUCGGAAAGAAAAUGCUAGAUUAUGUUCUCAACUUGUGUCAAGGACAUUAUGAUUUCCUUGUUCGAAUGCCUGAGAGUUUGAUUAUAUACAUCUUGUCAUUUCUCAGUGUGGAGGAUAUUGGACAAUUGUCAAAAACAUGUAAAAAGUUUCGCCAGUUGUGCAACACAGAAGAAUUUUGGGAAACAAUAAAACAAUUGCAAGAUAAAUAUACUCUUGAUGCAAAAAUGAUCAAGUUCCCAGCUCAUAAGAGGUCAGUGAAUUUCAGCCAAAGACAAGGCUUCCUGACGCAGAUGCAGAGGAGACAAACUACAUUUUUUUAAAAAGGGGUACAAAUUGAUGGCUACAAGCUGGGGUCCCCCAAGCAGUCAUGGGAGGAGAGAAAUAAUUUGGACUACCCUCCAUGUGCCUCCAAACUUUCUCAAUUACGACAUGCUAUUUGUGGAACUUUCUCCCUGUAGCUGUUCACUAAGUGUUUUCACUUCUUGUUUUUAUGCCUGGUCUGCAUAUUGAUUUUCUCAUGUUCUAUUUGUUGCUUUCAUGAUAUUACUGUCAUUGGGUUUUUUUAUUGCUUUAAUUUUGGCUGUAACUUUUUAUUAUUAGUUUACACCGUUGAUUUUAUUUUGUUGGUUCAGUUCUUCCUGAACUUUAAAAAAAUUAUGCUUCAUGAACUAAAACGGGUGGGGGGGAUGCUUCAAAUAAAUAAAUAGACCAG
This is a messenger RNA of Heteronotia binoei (common prickly gecko), 972 nucleotides long. Its product is annotated as F-box only protein 36-like. The record is from RefSeq and is a predicted model, not a curated record. Gene Ontology annotation, molecular function: protein binding. Bases 38 to 580 code for a protein of 180 amino acids. NCBI's taxonomy places the organism in Eukaryota, Metazoa, Chordata, Lepidosauria, Squamata, Gekkonidae. The transcript has 4 exons.